AUAUUUCAAGCAAAACUCAUUCAAUAUUGCCUUGAUACCAAUUUCUGUCUUGUUUAGCUAUUUUUACAGUAUUCUCAAGGUCUAUGCAGCAUGUACACUUCAUGUUACAUCUUGGGGAACCCAAGACAUGGUGACAAGAGAAUCAAAGUUAGAAAAUAAUAAUAUUCCAAAUCAAUGAGCUUCUGACCUCUUUGGGUCUUGGUGGCAUUCUUUCAACAUAAAGAAGUAACUCACAUCAUGGUGCAGAUGUAUCAUUUUCUUCUGGAUGAAUGCCUGGCCAGUAGGACAAUCAAGACUCCAACUCUGACUUCUUGGAGUUGGGAUGUGCUUGCUGGCUGAACAGGCUCUGAAUGUGCUGAUGCCAUUAAGGGUUGGGCAGAUUAUGAGCAGACUAAGCAAAUCAAGCAACUUAUCUGAGGAGAUCUAUCAUCUUGCAUUCCUUCACUUUCUUGAACCUGGAUAUUUAAUUGCAAGUGUUAGGACAUAUCUGCUGCUUUCACUAGAGCAUUACUGGGACUGCAGAUUGAAAAUUAAUACCUUUGCCAAAGUCAUGAGUCUUCCAAGUGAGUUUGAUGAAGCUUGGAACUUUGCCACUCUGUCAGAUGUGAUAUUGGAUGUUAACUGUUUUGAAGCAGUUAUAUCACUAACAAUUUUUAUGCUUAUUCCCAUACUUUCUGAUACUAUUUUGACAUUUACUUCUAUAUACUACUAACUUGGCAGCCAGGCAGCAGUGUCCUUUGCAGUGAUCAUGGGCUCUUAUAUCUUCCUCUCAGGAAAGCUCCAGUCCCAACAACAUAAUAGAUGGAAGAUAUAUCAUGAUAGCAUCAGAAGAGAAAAGGAGGCCUGUCAUGACUCUAUUUUUAACUGGCAUACAGUAAUUUGCUUCAGCCAUCUGGAGCAGGAGAUCACCUGGUUUCAAAAUACUGUUGAUGCCUGCUUGAAUUCCAGUCAACAUCCUGCUGCUCUUUCAAUACUGAGAGGAGCAUUACAAUUUCUUGUUUAUACAGGAGGUCCAGCUGGCUGUGUCAUGAUAAC
This is a messenger RNA of Coccidioides immitis RS, 1035 nucleotides long. RefSeq lists its product as uncharacterized. Lineage: Eukaryota; Fungi; Ascomycota; Eurotiomycetes; Onygenales; Onygenaceae. Gene Ontology annotation, molecular function: ATP binding. The coding region runs from base 323 to 712 and encodes 129 amino acids. The transcript is spliced from 4 exons. Gene Ontology annotation, cellular component: membrane. The record is from RefSeq and is a predicted model, not a curated record.